CAUGAACCUGCCCCCGGACAAGAUGAAGCUGCUCAACCAGUACGACAACGAGAAGAAGUGGGAGCUCAUCUGCGACCAGGAGCGUUUCCAGGUGAAAAACCCACCGUCCGCCUACAUCCAGAAGCUGAAGAGCUACUUGGACACGGGUGGCGUAAGCAGGAAGGUGAGGGCUCCCCCUUCCACCCCUUGUCCCCAUCCCGGGUCAGGGACGGUGCCAACGGUUCUCCCCGUCCCCCAGUUUAAGAGGCGAGUGCAGGAGUCGACGCAGGUGCUCCGGGAGCUGGAGAUUUCCUUGAGGACCAACUACAUCGGCUGGGUCCAGGAGUUCCUCAACGAGGAGAACAAGGGGCUGGACGUGCUGCUGGAGUACCUCGCCUUCGCCCAGUGCUCCGUCGCGUACGACAUGGAGAGCACCGAGAAUGGCAGCCCAGGCUCCGACAAGGGCAAGGUCCUGGACCGGUCGCUGGAGGACCUGAGCAAAAGCAACUCCUCAUCCCCCACCCAGGGCUCCUCCAAAACACGGCACCUCACCGUCAGGCUGAACCCCUCGCACAGCAGGAAGGCACUGAGGAACUCCCGCCUCGUCAGCCAGAAGGACGACGUCCAUGUCUGCAUCAUGUGUCUCCGCGCCAUCAUGAACUACCAGUCUGGCUUCAGCCUGGUAAUGAACCACCCAGCCUGCGUCAAUGAGAUCACCCUGAGCCUCAACAACAAGAACGCCAGGACCAAGGCGCUGGUGCUGGAGCUGCUGGCCGCCGUCUGCCUGGUCCGAGGUGGCCACGACAUCAUCCUGGCUGCCUUCGACAACUUCAAGGAGGUCUGCGGAGAGAAGAACCGCUUUGAGAAGCUGAUGGAGUAUUUCCGAAACGAGGACACCAACAUCGACUUCAUGAGCCUCCGUCUCACCGAGAGCGAGAAGCUGCAGGUGCAGAUCCAGGCCUAUCUGGACAACGUCUUCGACGUGGGGGCCAUGCUGGAGGACUCGGAGACCAAGACGGCUGUGCUGGAGCACAUGGAGGAGCUGGAGGAGCACGUCAGCCAGGUGGGACGUGGAUAUGACCAGCAAGCCCUGAGCCUCGACUUUUUGGAGCUGCUGCUGCGCUUCCUGCCCACCGAGUAUGAGCGGAUGCUCAUCGGGAAGUUCGAGCGGGAGCAGCAGCCGCCAGAGGAGCUCUCGGACGAGGACCAGUUCAUGAUCCGCUUCAGCAAGAUCCCGCGCCUGGCUGAGCGCAUGAAUGUCAUGAUCUUCCUGGGCAACUUCAAUGACACGGCCCAGCUGCUCAUGCCGCUCCUGGAGAUGAAGUCGACGGACCGCAAGCAAACGCUGCUGCAUUACCUGGUGCGGGUGAUCAUGGAGAAGUACCCUGAGCUGACCGGCUUCCACACCGAGCUGCACUUCCUCGACAAGGCGGGCACAGUCUCCCUGGACAGCGUGUUGCAGGACGUGCGGAGCCUGCAGCAGGGGAUGGAGCUGACCCGCAAGGAGUUCAUGCGGCAGGACGACAGCCCCGUGCUCAAGGACUUCCUCAAGGUCAACUUGGAGGUGAUGGAGAAGCUUCAGGCUGACAGCAAAACCGCCAAGGAGGCAUAUGAGUCAGCCGUGGAGUACUUUGGGGAGAACCCCAAGACCAGUCCCCCCACCACCUUCUUCCCCAUGUUCCUGCGCUUCAUCAGAGCCUACAAGAAAGCAGAGCAGGACAUUGAGCUGUGGAAGAAACAAGAAGCCGCGGCCAAAGAGGCAGAAUCCAGCCCCCCCGGCAGCGAGGACCAGCCCGAGGUGAAGUUGCCCAUCCAGAAAGCCAAGCGGCAGCAGAUGGACAUGAUCGCCGAGCUGAAGAAGAAGCAGAUGGUGAAGGAGCCGCUCAUCUAUGAAGGAAAAGACGGGGCCAUCGAGGAUAUUAUUUCAGCUCUGAAAACUGUUCCUUUCACGGCCCGGACGGGCAAGCGCUCGUCCCGGCUCUUCUGCGACAUGAGCUUCAACGAGGAGAGUCCUCUGUAG
Pygoscelis adeliae (Adelie penguin) is the source of this 1999-nucleotide messenger RNA. It is a transcript of the gene FMNL1, whose product is annotated as formin-like 1. The record is from RefSeq and is a predicted model, not a curated record. Bases 2 to 1999 code for a protein of 665 amino acids. Gene Ontology annotation, molecular function: small GTPase binding; actin filament binding. Gene Ontology annotation, cellular component: cytosol. Gene Ontology annotation, biological process: cell migration; cortical actin cytoskeleton organization; regulation of cell shape. Lineage: Eukaryota; Metazoa; Chordata; Aves; Sphenisciformes; Spheniscidae. The transcript has 16 exons.